ACAGAAGCCCUAGCCGCAGGAGGAAAGAGGUUUGAUCGAUCGGCGAAAAUGGCGACGGGGCAGAAGAAGAACAGGAAGAAGAGAGGACACGUCAGCGCCGGACACGGACGUAUCGGGAAGCACCGAAAGCAUCCGGGAGGUCGAGGUAACGCGGGAGGUAUGCACCACCACAGGAUCCUCUUCGACAAGUACCAUCCCGGUUACUUCGGUAAAGUCGGUAUGCGAUACUUCCACAAGCUUCGCAACAAGUUCCAUUGCCCGAUCGUCAACCUCGACAGGCUGUGGUCGUUGGUCCCUGAGGAGUUGAAGGCGAAGGCGGGGAAGGAUAAGGUGCCGAUGAUCGAUGUGACGCAGCAUGGGUUCUUUAAGGUGUUGGGGAAAGGUCAUUUGCCUGAGGGGAAGCCUUUUGUUGUGAAGGCGAAGUUGAUCUCGAAGACUGCUGAGAAGAAGAUCAAGGAAGCUGGUGGUGCCGUUGUGCUUACCGCUUAGGUUUUGUCGCAAAUUUUAUCUUGCUUUAUGUUUUUGAGUCUUUGCUUAAACUUGUUAUGUUUUGGAUCUUGGAACAUGGUUGUUAUGACAAUUGAGUUUCUGGAAUUUUUGCCUUACCAUUUUCGCUUGUUUUAUUUUGCUGUCAUGAUUGAUUUGAAUUUCUUCAUCGUCAUGAAAUUAUUAAGUGGUGUGAUCAUGUGCAUGUUUAGAACAUGUUGGGAUUGAUAUUUGCAUUCAUAGUGCAAUUAUCUUGUCGAUGGUUAUUUAAUCGCUUCGAGAAA
Messenger RNA from Eruca vesicaria subsp. sativa (arugula), 770 nucleotides. Lineage: Eukaryota; Viridiplantae; Streptophyta; Magnoliopsida; Brassicales; Brassicaceae. The record is from the annotation of a GenBank genome assembly.